UGAUGAUGACGACAGUGAUGAGGAAGUUUAUGUAAAUGAUAAAACCCGCCCCCUUGUGAUCCGCGGGAAAAGUUAAAAAUGGCGACGGUGGAAGUUUGAAGUUUAGCGCCAGAGAGAGAAGAGACCCAGACCCGGACCCAGACUAGGACCCAGACUCGGACCCGGACCCGGACCCAGACCCCGAGGACACCCACUGAAGACACAGACCACCUGUCUGUCCCGCUGCCGGUCUGUGGUGCAGGAGCAUGUUUGAGGACCUGGUUGAAGCCUUCUGUGAUCUGGAGCCUCAGGUGUCCCCAGGGGGCGGGGCAUGUCAGAGGGGGCAGGGCCUGGAGGAAGAGGAAGGGGAGGAGUCCAGUCUAAGUGUCGGACAGUUCGUCCUCUGUCAUUGGUCAGAUGGACUCUACUACCUGGGCAAGAUACAGAGGGUGAGCCCCCCCAGGCACAGUUGCUUCGUCACAUUUGAGGAUAACUCCAAGUUCUGGGUUCUCUGGAAGGACAUCCAACAUGCUGGAUUGCCGGGGGAGGAGCCUCGAUGCUCUGUGUGUCGGGGGGUGGAGGCAAACUCUGACGGCCAAUCGAACAACCAGAUCCUCAUCUGUGGGAAGUGUGGCAUCGGUUUCCACCAGCAGUGUCAUGUUCCUCCUGUAGAGGGCAGCAACAGUCACAGUCCCUGGUUCUGUAGACGCUGUGUCUUUGCUCUGGCUGUUAGGAAAGGGGGCGCCCUGAAGAAAGGUCCUAUAGCGAAGGUGCUGUCGGCCAUGAAGCAGGUUCUGUUGUACGACCCAGACUCCCUGGACUGGGACUCCCAGCACCGGACCAAUCAGCAGCAGUGUUACUGUUACUGUGGAGGCCCUGGAGAGUGGUACCUGAAGAUGCUGCAGUGCCUCAGGUGUCAGCAGUGGUUCCACGAGGCCUGUACUCAGGGUCUGCAGGAGUCCAUGAUGUUCGGAGACCGGUUCUACCUCUUCCUGUGCUCCGUGUGUAAUAAAGGAUCAGAGUACGUCCGCCGUCUGUCUCUGAGGUGGGUCGACCUGGUCCACCUGGUUCUGUACAACCUGUCCGUCAGCAGCAAGAAGAAGUACUUUGAGCUGGACGAGAUCCUCGCCUUCGUCUCUGCCAACUGGGACCAUCUACAGCUCGGAAAGCUGUCUAACACUCCUCCAGCAGACAGGGGACAGCACCUUCUGGACGCUCUGAACAAAUACAAGAGCAAGUUUCUGUGUGGGAAGGAGAUCAAGAAAAGGAAGUGCAUCUUCCGUCUGAGGACCAGAGUUCCCCCCAACCCCCCCUCCAAGCUCUUUCCUGAGCGUGCCCAGAACGAAGGGGGGCGGGGGCGUAAGAAGAGCGUAGUCCGAAACAGCACCGCAGCCGAGAGGAAGAGCAGGAAGUCCAAGUGGCUGCUGGAAGACGCCAUUCCUAACAGCGAGUUUUCCUGCAGCUGGACGUCCAACCACCACAUGGCCAACAUCUUCGACUUCACCCUGGAUGAACUGCAGAGCCUCAAGAGUUCGUCCAGUAGAACCGUCAGUACCGAUCAGGACUCCACCGACGCCUCCACCUCAGGUUCUGCUUCCACCAGCGCCUCCUACAGCUUCAGGAGGAGGGUCGGCAGCAGGAAGAGGAAGCUACCUAGCAACAGCUACAGCCAGUGGGCCAAUCGCAGUGAGGAGGGGGAGGAGCUUGGAGGGGAGGAGCUGUCUGGGAUUCUGGAGGAUCCGCAAGCCACAAAUCACCUGCCAUCUGACUCCUCCCACUUCCUUUCUGACUCCUCACAGCUGUCGUCUGACUCCUCCCACCUCCACUCCUCCAUAUCCUCCUACUUUGGAGCAGCGGGCAGACUUACCAAUGGGGAGAGGUACCAGGUGCUAGCUCGACGUGUCACUCCUCAAGGGACGGUCCAGUACCUGCUGGAGUGGGAGGGAACAACACCAUAUUAGGAUAUUGACAUGUGAUUACUCCUCUCAGCUCUUUGCUGAUUGGUCAGUCAGAGCUCAGUUAACCUGCCUGACUGACCCCUUUUACUGAGGUCAUCGAUUUUAAUACAGCUUGAUGUUUUUCAACUGUCGCUUUUUAUUUUAUCAUAAACACAAAGUCUUGUUUCUCAAAGGGAACAAGACAACAGCGUCCCACACACGUCCUCACAAACCCUGUAUGUCUCCUCAGUCCGUCCCCACUGUCUUCAUCAUCACGUCCCAGCAAACAGCUUCUAUUAGAACCUUCUGUAUGUCCCCGUAAACCUGUUCAGACAUGUAAACCUGUUCAGACGUGUGUCCCCGUAAACCUGUUCAGACAUGUAAACCUGUUCAGACAUGUGUCCCCGUAAACCUGUUCAGACAUGUAAACCUGUUCAGACCUGUGUCCCUGUAAACCUGUUCAGACGUGUGUCCCCGUAAACCUGUUCAGACAUGUGUCCCCGUAAACCUGUUCAGACAUGUAAACCUGUUCAGACAUGUGUCCCCGUAAACCUGUUCAGACAUGUAAACCUGUUCAGACGUGUGUCCCCGUAAACCUGUUCAGACAUGUAAACCUGUUCAGACCUGUGUCCCUGUAAACCUGUUCAGACGUGUGUCCCCGUAAACCUGUUCAGACAUGUAAACCUGUUCAGACAUGUGUCCCCGUAAACCUGUUCAGACAUGUAAACCUGUUCAGACAUGUGUCCCCGUAAACCUGUUCAGACGUGUGUCCCCGUAAACCUGUUCAGACAUGUAAACCUGUUCAGACGUGUCCCCGUAAACCUGUUCAAACGUGUCAACCUGUUCAGACAUGUAAACCUGUUCAGAUGUGUCGUCUCAUCACUCACGCGUGUUCUUGCACUAUCACUAUUGUCACGUUCAGUAUCUAUGCAAACAUCCACUGAAACUGAUAAUUGAUCACAGGCAUUGAUCAGUGAUCAGGAGCCGUGUGCCGUUAAGAGGAAUAUUUUAAAAAGCUAUUAUGAUAAAUAUUAAUAUGUUCAACAUUAAUAUUCAGAGAUUAGCUCAAAGCUAAUACAGCCCAUUGUUUUGAAUGAUGAAUGCUAAAAAUGCAAACGGUCUCUGAGACGUUAAACUGUCACUCUGUCACUUUAACCCUGCAGCUCCUCCUCCUCGCUGCCAUGGUAACCACGCUCCACUGCCAUUGGUCUGUCGGAUGGUUGUUGUGAUCAUGUGACUAUUUGUCUGUUGAGCUGACCAAUCAGCUGCCAGCUUUCUCUGGAAUAAAAAUAUGUUUGACCUUUGA
Molecule: messenger RNA, 3222 nt
Organism: Scophthalmus maximus (turbot)
Lineage: Eukaryota; Metazoa; Chordata; Actinopteri; Pleuronectiformes; Scophthalmidae
Gene: phf19
Product: PHD finger protein 19
Exons: 14
Coding region: 246-1940 (564 amino acids)
Biological process (GO): regulation of DNA-templated transcription; chromatin organization
Cellular component (GO): nucleus
Molecular function (GO): DNA binding; chromatin binding
Source: RefSeq, a predicted model, not a curated record